AUGGCUUCAAAAUUCACCAUCACCUUACUCAUCACCCUAAGCCUCACAACCCAUAUCAAGGCCGAUAUCCCCGUCUCCAUCUUCUCCUACACGCCUUACCUCCGACAGCGAGAAUGCGUCAAAGAUUGCAUCUGGCAUUCGGGUCCCACAGCAGAAGACCUCAUCGUUGCCCUUGAGUGCAGAGGGCCAUGGGUUAACGAAUGUUAUUGCAGCGGCAACGAUGAUUACGAACAGGCCAGCACAGCUAGCUCCUUUCUCAGGAGCUGCGUGGCCAAGAGUUGCCGAACUUCGUCAACCGAUUCACUGGUUACGAGCGCUUUUGACCUUUAUGAUGAGUACUGCGCCGAGGCGGGGAUGGCGGCACCUUUGGUGGUGGCUAGUCCUACCAGGACGGAGGAUAAGGUGACGGGUGUAGUGACUGGGUCGGAAGGAGAUCGGGGGCCGACGGCGGGUGGAGGAUCUGGUUCAGGAAUGUCUAAUGAAGGUUCAGGUUUAUCCACCGGCGCGAAAGUCGGGAUAGCAGUCGGCUCUGCAGCCGCUGCUUUGGCGCUGGUUGCAUCUGCUGUCAUUACCUGGCGACUAAUGGUCAACGCUCGUGUAUCUCCUCCCCGGCCGGCGCAGCAAUGCUACUGAAGUCCGAACAAAU
Molecule: messenger RNA, 646 nt
Organism: Neurospora crassa OR74A
Lineage: Eukaryota; Fungi; Ascomycota; Sordariomycetes; Sordariales; Sordariaceae
Exons: 2
Coding region: 1-633 (210 amino acids)
Source: RefSeq, a predicted model, not a curated record